Messenger RNA from Phytophthora sojae, 2706 nucleotides. RefSeq lists its product as hypothetical. Gene Ontology annotation, biological process: mitotic spindle organization; microtubule-based movement. The record is from RefSeq and is a predicted model, not a curated record. Bases 1 to 2706 code for a protein of 901 amino acids. Gene Ontology annotation, molecular function: microtubule motor activity; ATP binding; microtubule binding. The transcript is spliced from 7 exons. Lineage: Eukaryota; Oomycota; Peronosporomycetes; Peronosporales; Peronosporaceae.
AUGCAGCGCCGCAGCCUCAAGCCGCCGCCGGCGCCCGCGUCGCUGCGGCAGGCGAGCGACUCGGACGACGACGCGGACGCGGACGACCUGCGCUCCUCCUCCAGCGCGGGCGAGACGCGCGUGCGGCCGCUGCCGUCGGAGCCGCCCGCGCCCAACAGGCCCAGAAAGGACGGCAGCGUGCAGGUGGCCGUGCGGAUCCGCCCCAUGCUGCCGCGCGAGCUCGCGCGCAACGCCGCCACGUGCGUGGAGAGGCCGCGCGGCGAAGACAACGCGAUCCGGCUCGUGCCCACCGCCGGCGACCUCAUCGAGAGGAAGUUCACGUUUGAUCACGUGUUCCCGCAGUCUACCAAGCAACCGGAGCUGUAUGACGAGGCGCUGCGUCCCUGGAUGGCGUCCUUCCUGCAGGGCUUCAACGUCACGGUCAUCGCGUACGGUCAGACGGGGUCGGGCAAGACCCACACUAUGGGCAACAGCAUGCCGUCCACGUCCACGAUGGCCAACAGUUUGUUCGCGCGGUCUCCGUCCAGCGACGACAGCAGCGACGAGGAGGCUGCGGACUCACUCGACAGCGACGAAGGCCUGAUCCCGAGGUUCCUGCACCACCUGUUCACGAAGCUGAAUGAGGCCGGCAGCAACUUCCAGCUCUCGGUGUCGUUCCUGGAGAUCUACGGGGAGGAUAUCCACGACUUGCUGGAGAAUACUGACGCGCAGAGAGCGAAUCGACGCUCGGAGCCGCUGCAGUUGAGAGAGAACAAGAAGAACGGCGUCUGGGUGCAGGGACUGACCGAAGUUCGCGUGUCGAACCGGCAAGAAGCGAUGGAACAGAUGAGAAGAGGAUCACUGCAGCGAAUCACGGCCAGUACACAGAUGAACGAGCGCUCUAGCCGAUCACACGCAGUCUACACCGUGAAAAUGGUCCAGCGAGUUUCGGAACAGGAAUCCAAGAAGGGUCCUCCUGUACCGAACAACCAGGAGAUGGCGAAUGUAAGGAGGCGCACCAAGGUGGGAUUUGAGUCGCCAAAUGGUGGAGACGCGGGAUCAGAGACUUCGGAAGCGGAUGCGGUCAUCGUCUCGAAACUCACGUUCGUGGAUCUUGCAGGUAGCGAGCGGCUCAAAAAGACACUGGCGGAGGGUGAGCGGAUGAAGGAGGGCAUUCAAAUAAAUGUCGGCUUGUUUGCUCUUGGCAAUGUGAUCAACGCGCUCGGUGACGAUAAGCGUCGUGCUGCGUCACACGUGCACGUCCCUUACAGGUCGUCGAAGCUGACUCGGCUGCUCCAAGACGCGCUUGGAGGAAACAGCCGGACCCUUUUCAUUGCGUGCGUGUCUCCGGCAGACAUCAACGCAAAUGAGACCCUCAAUACUCUCCAGUACGCUAAUCGCGCCAAGAACAUCCAGAACAAGGCUGUGAAGAACAUUGAUAGCCGUUCAGCGGAGUUGGCGAGUUUGAAGGCCUUCAACCACUUGCUAUGUCGCGAACUCGUGAAGGCGAUCUUUGCAGAAAGAAUGCGGACGUGGCUCUCGUCACCUGAAGCCGAUCAGGAAGCGGGAAAACGACGGUCUAUCGAGCGCAAUGUCGAGGAGGCAGUGGAAAAACUCGAGCUGAUGGAUAUUGAAAUGGAGGAGAUGCAGCGUCAAAAGGCGGCACUGGCUCAGGAGCUGGAAGUUCAGGUGACGUGCUGCCGACAAGAGUGGAAGGCGAAGCAAGAGCAGAUCGAGCAGCUAAGAAAUGCUCCAGAAGAUGCCACGACAAACGCUCUGAACGUUUUAACCCGCAGGACUGAGAUCAAGGUCCGCUUUGAUGAAUAUGAUCUGGACUCCAUUUCAAGUUAUCUCAAGGAUGAAGAAAAAGAAAUGGCUGCAUUCAUCGAUGAAGACGAUGGGGCUAUCUCGUUUAUGUCGCCACUAUUUACGAAGGAAGAGCUGUCGUCAGCGUACUCGCGCGAAGUUUUGUCUUUAAUUCAAGACCAGCUUCGGAUUGCCUUCGACAAAGAAGCCCUCGAGGCUUCUAUGAACAAAGAGCUUCGAAAGCGAGCACAGUUAUUUCAGAAUAUCACGAAGGGGCUGGUGGCUUGUCAUAACGGAGAAAUGAGUGAGCAAGAGUUUAUGGAAAAGAACGAGCAAAGCUUGAAGGACUGUGAGGAUAGCAUAUCCCAAAUUCGAGACGCGAUGCGCGCGAGGCAGGGCCAACGAGCAUCAAUGGCUACGAUACUGGAUUCGAUUACGACCUUGGACGGAGCGAAAUAUGUGAUUCGGAGGCUCAUUGUGGAGAUUUAUUCUCACUGGCGGAUUUACAUGGUAUUCGACGAGGAAGAGGACUUGCGGCAUCGACUGGAGGUCGAAGAGACCAUGAACCAAAAUCUGGCAGCGAUGAAAUUUGAGAUGGAGAAGAAGGUGGAAGAGCUUGAAGUGAAGUACGAAAAGGAUGUUCAGUGCGCUUUCGAGAUGGUGACCAGCUUCAAUAAUGCAGUCGAGUCCGGUGAUCCCUCUCAAGGGCAAAAGUCUGUCAAUUUAGCAGUGACACCCACCAGGGUCGCUGCUUUAGAAGAGCGCGAAAGGCUGCUGCUCACUCAACUGGCUGAACGAGAAGACGAGAUGAAGGCGAUGCGCAUGGAAUUUGGCCGUUUUCAGGCGUCAGCCAAGAGCAUGGAGAUGAAGGAGGAAUCCUUUCGGCUGAUGAACCGUCACUCCCGGCAGUGGCUGGUGUAA